Messenger RNA from Mizuhopecten yessoensis (Yesso scallop), 3111 nucleotides. Its product is annotated as zinc finger protein 91-like. Bases 412 to 3096 code for a protein of 894 amino acids. Gene Ontology annotation, biological process: regulation of transcription by RNA polymerase II. Gene Ontology annotation, cellular component: chromosome. NCBI's taxonomy places the organism in Eukaryota, Metazoa, Mollusca, Bivalvia, Pectinida, Pectinidae. Gene Ontology annotation, molecular function: chromatin insulator sequence binding. The record is from RefSeq and is a predicted model, not a curated record. The transcript is spliced from 2 exons.
GCUCAGAGAAGGACUAUAUAAUGACAAUGUGAUGAAGUAAUCAAGAAUGUUGGCAGAUCUCUGUGAUAGCAGAUGGCCUGUCGAGGACGUAAGAAAUGGAAAUGCUUGUGAUUAGACUAUAUCAACGUGUUUGAAAUAGUAAUCCAGUGAAAGGAUUUGUGUGAGAAACAGUUGUGACUGUUCGGACUGGCUGGUGCAUAUUCAACAAACUGAAAAAAUUACGUAUAGAAUUAUUUAUACUGGAAUGUAUCAAUUUCGUAACAUGGAGAGUAUCAAUAUGAAUGUGUUGCAGCCUACAGUAUGAUUUCCUGAAGCAAGCAUGUACACACGCAUAUCAAGUGUAUUCUCCCGGAAGAAGAUCUUCGCAAAUUGAACAGUUGUGAUAAUGACAUCAGUGAUACCAAAAUUACAAUGGCAGCAUCAACUUAUAUCAGUGAUACAGAAAAUGUCAGCAACAAUCAGCUAGUUGAAAGCAUUAACAAUUCUUACAUUACGAAUUACCAAAGCAGCUCUGUGGUAAAAUCAGAACCACUUGACGGGGAAAGUUUUAUUGAACCUGUUGCAGAAAAAAACAAUGAAGAUACCAACAUCUUUCAAAGAACAGAUUUUGGAUUAUGGGACAUAGAGCAAAGAUGUCUUGAAGAAAAGAAUGUUACUCUUAAAACAGAGGAGUAUGUGGAAGAUUUAUCGGUACCCCAACAGGAGGAGGCGUUGGAUGAAGAAAAUGGGAAAUUUAGCUGUGAUAUUUGUGGCAAGGUAUUCACACAAAUCAGUGACCUUAGAAAACACACGAAGCUUCAUAAGCAGUCAAUCAAAUGUGACGUGUGCAACAGAUGUUUCUCUCAAAAAAGUCAAUUGCAGACCCACAUGAAAAUCCACAAUAGAAACACAGUUAACAAAUGUGCCUUUUGUGAAAAGACAUUUAAAAGAAAAAAUGCUUUCCAAAUGCAUAUGGACUCUUUACAUACUAUGACGUCGUGUGAUAUUUGUGGACGACAAGUUCCUGGAACGCUGAUGUUCCAAUACCAUACACUUGCUCAUGAGCACGAAAAAAAGUCACGUGACUUCUGUUGUGAUGCAUGUGGGGAAAUUUACAAAACAGUUGACAGUUUUCGAACACAUCUUGAGAUUCAUAAGAACGAUGGGAUACCUUACACUUGUGAAAUUUGUGGGAAAACAUUUACUACAAUUACCAAUAUUGGGCGUCAUAUGUCAUCACAUAAGAAGAAUCCUUCCGAUACACAUCAAAGCUCUAAUCCUUCUUCUGAUUGCAGUGAAAGCAAUAACGACAGUAUAAGUACCUCGCAAACCCUGACGGUUUCAGAUGUUCAAAAUUUCAUAACAGUGUUUAUAUGCGAACUGUGUGAUGAAACUUUCUUAUGCAAACUCAAGUUGGAAACUCAUUAUGAAAGUCAUAAAACAGAAUGCAGGGAUCGUAAACAUUGUAAGAAGACAUUUGAUACCGGAACAGCUCUAAAAAAGGAUGUAGAAAAUGCACAAACGACAACGACGACAUGCAACAUCUGUGGUAAAGAAGUUUCGAAAAAUGACCUGAAAACUCACAAGGCUGAACUCCACACAAAGGAUAGACACAAUGCGUGUGCAAAAGAAUAUUCUGGACUGAAUGGGGAAAAAAGUCAUAUUCCUACCAGCAAUUCGAAAGAAGAGAAGAAAUAUAGUUGUGAUAUUUGUGGUAAACGAUUCACACAAACCUCAGGAAUAAGGCGGCACAUGAUAUUUCAUCAACAAAAUAUCAAAUGUGACAGGUGCGGUCGUCAUUUUUCAGAAAUGCGCAGUUUACGCAGUCAUAUGAAAAUUCAUCUGAGAACAGAAUUUCCGAAGUGUGAAAUUUGUGAUCAAUCAUUCAAAACAAAAGUCGUUCUCCAAAGGCAUAUACGUACUUAUCAUACCACUGAGUCGUGCGAUAUUUGUGGACUACAAAUUCACCUACAGUUGAUGGGUAACCACAAACUAGCUCAUGAGCACGAGAACAAGUCACGAGAUUUCAUUUGUAGUAUAUGUGAAGACAGUUUCAAAACUGCAGACAGCUUUCGAACUCAUCUUGAGAUUCACAAGAACGACGACCGACCGUACACAUGUGAAGUUUGUGGGAAAACAUAUAUCACAGUUAGAAAUUUAAAGGAACAUGCACGUUUGCACAAAGACUGUGAGGAUACACAACGACUUCGAGACUCUGAAGAUUCGUCCAUUAAAAAUGGAAGCACUAUCAAAAACCUACAAAUGCCUGAACUUGAUGACAUUUCUAUCGGUCAGAAGAAAAAGUCAGUGACCCCUUGUAAUUUGUGCGGAAAAAUAUUCUCUAAAAAAUUGAAUUUAGAUCUACAUUUGAAAAGACAUCGUCGGGAAGAGAAGAAACGCAAUCAACGUAAAGAAAUAUUCAAAACAGAAAUAAGUCUUGGAAACCAUAUUGACAAUGUUCAUAUGAUGAAACCUUGUGAAGUUAGUGUUAAAACAUUUACAAAAGGUGAACCGAAACAUCAAAGGGCUGAUCAUAUAAACAAGAAACAAUAUAAUUGCGAUGUUUGUGGUAAAAUGUGUAAUGGGCUAAAUGGAAUAAAACGGCAUAUGGUUUUUCAUGAGGGUGUGAAUGACAAGAAAUCUAGGUGUGACAUUUGUGGGAAAAACUUUGUACAAACCAGAAGUCUGAAGAUGCACAUGAAAAUUCACAAGCAGUCCAUAAAAUGUGACAGGUGUGGUUGUUGUUUUUCAUCAAAAGCACAUUUAAAUUCUCACAUGAAAAUUCACAUGCGAACUGUAUUUCCCAAAUGUGAAAUGUGUGAUAAAUCAUUUAAAACAAAAGUUGUUCUCCAAAGGCACAUACGUAUUUUUCAUACCACUGAGUCGUGCGAUAUUUGUGGACUACAAAUUAACCGACAGUUGAUGGGUAACCACAAACUAGCUCAUGAGCACGAGAGAGAGUCACACGAUUUCAUUUGUAGUAUAUGUGCAGACAGAUACAAAAAUGCAGACAGCUUCCGAACUCAUCUUGAGAUUCACAAGGACGAGGACCGACCGUACACGUGUGAAAUUUGUGGGAAAACAUUUAUCACAUUUAAAAGUAUAAAGGAUCAUUAACGUUCGCACAGAGGU